Molecule: messenger RNA, 3864 nt
Organism: Haliotis rubra (blacklip abalone)
Lineage: Eukaryota; Metazoa; Mollusca; Gastropoda; Lepetellida; Haliotidae
Product: inositol-trisphosphate 3-kinase homolog
Exons: 10
Coding region: 405-1811 (468 amino acids)
Biological process (GO): inositol phosphate biosynthetic process
Cellular component (GO): nucleus; cytoplasm
Molecular function (GO): inositol tetrakisphosphate kinase activity; inositol-1,4,5-trisphosphate 3-kinase activity
Source: RefSeq, a predicted model, not a curated record
CAGAAAAUAGCAAUUGUUGUACAUCCCUUUCAUGCGAGAACAUCCGCUGACUCCGCUGACAUAAUGGCAUGUCAGGGUUGGGAGAUAUUGACGGUGUUGGAGUAGACAAUGGUGAGUUGUUCACUAACAUGACGCCUUGGAUUGUGUGGCAGUAGUGACCCGUACAGACCCUCGACCUUGCAGCGAAGUAGACCGCCUAUGCUCUUGAGGGGAAUCGAAGGGUCUUCUUUUCUUGGUGUAGCACCUGUUGCCGCUGACAUCAUUGUGACGUGUUUCUCAUGAACUGUAUCUCGAAAGAUAAUCAGAUUUUAAGUAUCACCUACACGAUCAUUGCUAACUGAUAUCAUUAACACUGACAACGACACUGUGAUAACAUUGGAUUCAGUCAGGUAUAAAAACCAACCAUGGGAUGCGUCCAAAGUCAGCCAUCGAAAGAAGACUCUGUGGAGGCGCUGUCGUACCAUCAACGUUUCCGCAAGGUCAACAACGACGUCUCCGAAAAUGAAGCUGCUCAAAACGUUGCAAUGAAGUAUGCCAAGGACAUAAGUUCCAACAGCAUGGAGAACUUGAACAAGAAGCCAGUCAACACUUCCAGGAACGUGUGGGUGGACUGCCCUCAAAGAGUUUCACCUACUAAGAAUCACGACAGGAUGAUCCGCUCUAGAUUCCCACUGUGGAAGAAAUACGAGAAGUGUACGUUCUGUGUCAAGGAAGACCGUAGGAGGUCGAGUUGUGAUGAUGACUUCAUUAAGAUCACUCGCCAGAGGCCUGGGAAGGAACCCCUGUGCAAGAGAUGUUCCAAGGAUAGUCUGGUGCUGAAGCCCAACAACAACCGCCAGUCCCACGGUAUCGAGUCCCUCAAUGUGGCUUCUUUUGCCAACCUGCUUGCACUGACCGCCCUAGAUCUAACGGCACCCGCCAGUGAUGCCAUUCUCAAGAACAGGAAGAACUCGUGGAUACAGGUGGCAGGACACCCAGGAUCAUUCGCCCCCGCUGGUCCAAACACAAUCUGGAAGAAGAGAAUGGCAAAAGAAAACCACGAGACCAAGGCAUAUGAAGCCCUGAUGGACGAUCCCAUUACAGAGCCGAUCAUCCCAUUCUUCAGCAGGGAGGUCGAAUACAACGGAGAGUUCUUCAUUGAGAUGGAGGACCUCCUACAUCGAUUCAUUGACCCCAAUAUAAUGGACGUCAAGAUGGGAAAAAGGACGUUCCUGGAGUCGGAGGUAAAGAACCCAGUGCUGAGGAAGGAUCUGUACGAGAAGAUGGUGAAGCUGGAUCCUGAUGCUCCUACACCAGCGGAGCGGGAGCAGGAGGCCAUCACUAAACUCAGAUACAUGCAGUUCAGGGAACGAGAAAGUUCAACUGCUGACCUUGGUUUCCGGAUAGAGGCAGUGCGGAUGACGGGCGCAAACACCAACACAAACUUGAAGAAGGUGAAGACUUCAGACCAGGUCAAGGACACGAUCACCAAGUUCAUACACAGCUGUCCCUCGACCAUCAAGGCAAUGUGUGCUCGUUUAAAAGAUAUCCGAGACAGAUUUGAAAGGUCCAACUUUUUCAGGACACACGAGGUUGUCGGGGGUUCGCUGUUAUUUCUCUACGACAAGCAAGGACAUGCGGGGAUCUGGAUGAUAGACUUUGCUAAAACCAUUCCUGUAGAGGCCAAAAUGACUUUAAAUCAUCGAUCACCAUGGCAACUGGGAAACCAUGAGGAUGGUUUUCUGUCAGGCCUGGAUAAUUUAAUUGAGAUUUUUGAUGAACUGGAAGCAAGUCAAAAGAGUGAAAUUGUUCUUCACUCUCGAGAUACUUGAGGCGGACAGAGUUGCCUCCCCUUGCGGAGCGAAGUUUUUAUGAAGGCGUGCCUUGCACGUGGAGAACGUUCCUGGUCUGAUUGUCAUGCGCAGAACAGGCAACAGAUUUAAAAGAAGUGCUGUUUUUCGCCAGAUUUGGGUGCUGUUUUGAUUGUUUGGAUUCCAAGGAAAUCCAGGACUUUAAAAGUGAGAUAAAAAAUCACAUUGUUCAGUUUUUCAACAUCACUGAUCGACAAAGACGGUGGACUGGGAUACCUUCCUCAUCCAUUCAGGGUGGAUGAAGACGACAAGUUGUGACACGACGUGGAAUGAACUCAUUGUAAUCAUCAAACCAUUCUCUGUGAUAGCGUUUCAUCACUGUUGAGUAUAUUCGUGUAUCUUAGGGCAGUUUCUAAUAAUGUACGUACGGUACGUAUGCAUGACGCUGUGUCUUGAGCAGAGGCAACAAUGUGCUCCAAGUAUGCAGUACGUUGUGUCUUGAGCAGAGGCAACAAUGUGUUCCAAGUAUGCAGUACGCUGUGUCUUGAGCAGAGGCAACAAUAUGCUCCAAGUAUGCAGUACGCUGUGUCUUGAGCAGGGGCAACAAUAUGCUCCAAGUAUGCAGUACGCUGUGUCUUGAGCAGAGGCAACAAUGUGCUCCAAGUAAAGAUAUUUUUAAAAUUUCAGUUUUUAAAUAAGAUCAGUACUUUCAGUUGGCCAUCCACUUUAUCUGGCAAUGAUAUUUUUAUGGUAUUUUAAAAUAUUCUCGUUUGAACCCUUAACUGAUUAACUGUUUUUAAUCGUUGAAAAUACGCUUGUCUCCUGAAUCAAACACCUCAUUACCUCGUACACUGUAUGUUGUUUGUAUGAAAAUGUAAAACAGUCAUACACUAAUGCGCGUGUAUGUUUAAGCAUAGUGUGAGCUUGGUGUGCAACAGGAACAACUAAGCAUGAGUACGUGUUUUAGUGGUAACAUAAACACUAUAAUAUAUAUUUUUGAUAUUUCAACGACAUAAUUUUUAUGUUUAUGUUAGUUUAUCGUUCUCGUGCAUGCACGAUAAUGUAUGGGUAUAUAUAAUGAUAUUAUUUAAGUUAUGGUAUAGCUAAUUUUUUAAAUAGUUACGUUAGUUCUAUAAAAGAUUAUUCAAAGAAUAAUAAUAUGCCAUGAUAAAAAUGGGACAAAGUAACUAAUACGUCUCGCAGUAAGAACUAUCAAAGUGUGUUACUCACGAUAUUUAGUUUGACCUGUGAAUAAUUUCCCUCACGGUACUGUAGCUAGAAUUUAUGAUUUAGUUUUUAAUUUACCGAAACAAACAAUGCAGCGAAAAAGAAACGCCAAAUACAAACCACGAGUUGUCUCCCCUGGUACAAUCAGCGAUUCGAACCGAGAUUCAAACUCAGCAAGUCGGAGAUGUUGUCUCAGCACAACCAGGGUAAAGCCGGUUAAUGUUAUUGUCUCGCCAUACUUCCAAAGGAUACAAUCGCCCAGGAUGUUUUAAUCAUUUUCUGUUUUAUUUUUAUUUAUUUUGUUUGGUUGUUACAGAAGUAAGGUACUAUUAAACCGCUACCUUUGUUAAGCAUUUGACUCGGGUCUGUAUUGGUAUAGAUCACUAUGUUCACAGUGAGGGAGAUAUGGUUGUACCGGCUCUUAUAUCUGUCUCGUCGCAAUAAGUAAACUAAGAUGCGAAAGAUAAUACAUCCAUUAUAAAGCUCAGUCCAAAAACAAGGACAGAGACGUAUCUGCGUUGCUAUGCAUCACCAAUGGCUACCUACAACUCUGUGUUUCAACACUCAUUGAUACAGUUAUAAUUUUAAGCAGCUUGGCGUUUUUUGCCUCAUAUUAAGAAACCAAGCAGAUUGAUUUGCACAAAUAAGUGAAUAUAUUUCAACAUGGUCUUGACAUAUUUAUAUGGUUUCCAUGGGUCCGAACGCCAUAUUGUGUGCGGCGUAAAACCAUAAUCACUCGCUGUUGUGUCCGUCAGUUUGUUCAUUCAGGGUAAAACAACGACAGUGGAUUCAAAAGGUUCUUAUUUAUUUCUUUAUUUCAAAAGAAAGACGAAUAAAAGAUGUAAUA